AUGCGGCCCAACAUCAUCUUCAUCAUGGCCGACGACCAUGCAGCCAAAGCAAUCAGCUGCUACGGAGCCGACCUAAACCAAACCCCAAAUCUCGAUCGAAUCGCGACAGAAGGGAUGCGCUUCAAUCAUUGCUACGUAACCAAUUCCAUCUGUACACCAAGUCGCGCCACAAUCCUCACGGGAACACACAACCACGUAAACGGGGUGCGAACGCUGGCCAGCGUGCUCGACAACCGCUUACCGAACGUAGCGAAACAGCUAAGGGUAGCUGGAGGGUAUCAAACAGCUCUGGUCGGAAAAUGGCAUCUGGGGGAAGGCAAAGCACAUGAGCCGACGGGAUUCGACUAUUGGAGUGUUUUGCCAGGUCAGGGCGACUAUCAUGAUCCAAAGAUGAUUGAAAUGGGAACCCCUGUCGCUGAACAGGGUUAUGCGACGGAUAUCAUCACGGAUAAAAGCAUUGAAUGGAUUAAGCGAAGGGAUCCGUCGGGACCAUUCUUUCUUAUGUGUCAUCAUAAAGCUCCACAUCGAUCUUGGGAAUAUCAUCCGAAGCAUAAGGGGCUAUAUCAGGACGACAUUAAAAUACCAGAUACUUUUACAGAUGACUACAAGAACCGCGCACGAGCAGCGGCGGUGACCAAGAUGCGUGUCGCCGAUGAUUUGACAUACAAAGAUUUGAGUCUCGUGCAACCCGAAGGAGGAAAUGAAGUUGGAGAACCCCUAUUCCCAGGAUCCCGAGAACGCAAAAUCCCCAACCCAGCGGAUGUAACGGGGCUUAUCCUGCUAGAUCGUGAAACUGGAGCCAAGUAUACCUUUGAGACUUCACAGCAGCUAGCAGAAUUCAAAUUUCAGAGGUAUAUGAAACGAUACCUUCGAACAAUCGCCUCUAUCGACGAGAACGUCGGUCGAAUGUUGGAUUUCCUGGAUGUCGAAGACUUAACAAACGAUACCGUGGUCAUUUAUACCUCGGACCAGGGCUUCUUUCUAGGUGAGCACGGCUUCUUCGAUAAGCGAUUCAUGUAUGAGGAAUCAUUCCAGAUGCCGUUCCUGAUUCGCUACCCACGAGAAAUACCCGCUGGAAGGGUUAACGACAAAGACAUCAUUUCGAAUGUGGGUUUCGCACCUACUUUCUUGCAUCUAGCUUCCCUUGGGGUUCCGACGUAUAUGCAGGGGGUUUCAUUCCGGCCGUUGUUACAGGGUUGCACGCCUAGCGAUUGGCAACAGGUGGCUUAUCAUCGGUACUGGAUGCAUAAAGACUGUUUCUCUAAUGCGUAUGCUCAUUACGGGAUUCGUGAUCAAAGAUACAAGCUCAUUUACUGGUACAACGAAGGCUUGGGUUUAGAAGGAACGCAACCUGGUGGCGAGGAAAAGGAAUGGGAAUUGUUCGAUUGUGAGGAAGAUCCGUUGGAGCUCUUUAAUUCUUAUGAUGAUCCAAGAUAUGCGGAUGUCGUACGAUUGAUGACCGAGAAGCUUAAUCGGAAGAUGCUUGAGAUUGGUGAUGAGCCUUUGCACAUGCAUGAGUUGACUACAACAGUCAAUGGUAUGGGCGUCAAGACGCUCAAAGAUAUGGUAUCGACGAGGAACUACUAA
Molecule: messenger RNA, 1587 nt
Organism: Talaromyces marneffei
Lineage: Eukaryota; Fungi; Ascomycota; Eurotiomycetes; Eurotiales; Trichocomaceae
Exons: 1
Coding region: 1-1587 (528 amino acids)
Source: RefSeq, a predicted model, not a curated record